Limulus polyphemus (Atlantic horseshoe crab) is the source of this 2998-nucleotide messenger RNA. RefSeq lists its product as uncharacterized. Lineage: Eukaryota; Metazoa; Arthropoda; Merostomata; Xiphosura; Limulidae. The annotation marks the transcript as partial. The record is from RefSeq and is a predicted model, not a curated record. The transcript has 13 exons.
AUGCCAAUUAAAGUGCUCGAGGAAUGUAUUCGACGCUGUCAAGAGGACAGCACAACUUCUAUACAGAAGUGCUUGUCUUUCGACUUUAUGCCCAGUAGACGUCGCUCGGGAGUGUUUGUCGAUCCAGAAAGUGGGUCUGCUUUAGAUCAUAAGGAACUAGGUGAAACGGAAAGUGUUGUUGUCAGCAACAGUGAACACACGAAAGGAAGAAAACUUUUAUCGAGCAACAGUUUCAGAAGUGCUGUAGUUUCCAACGAUCGACGCACCAGGCUGCCUCCUAGUGACGUCAGAACUAAAUUAUACGGAGAUUCUUCGUGUUAUUUGUAUUACGAUCGAGCUUCACCAGAUGGCAGUGAUAGGCUAAUCAGAGAAAUGGAUGCCUGGCAUUUCAACGAGAUUUGCCUUACAUCUCCGAAACUUCGCCAGGAAUGCUCCAACAGACUUUAUGUUUUCGAGAGAACGCCCGGAUUUCGUUUCGAUGGUGAAGGAGACGAAGUGUUUGCUGCCAAUCGAGCCGAGUGUCAAGACAAGUGUUUGAACGACACUUUAUGCCGGUCUGCAACGUUCGACAGCGCAAGGCAGUUAUGUAAAUUAAGUAAACAGACGAAACAGAUGAAUCCCACUGCUUACAAAGAAGACGCCAACAGCGACUACAUGGAAAAUCUGUGUCUUCCAGACUCCCUGAUCUGCUCCACGAAAGCUUUCAUUAUGGAAGCUGGGAAGGAGCUUGAUGGCGCUUAUGACCGGGACUUAGUCAAGGUCAAUGAUUACAACAAGUGUUCGACCCUUUGUACAAACAGCCUGGAGGGACGUGGAUUCCUCUGCAGGUCCUUUGUCUUUGACGACAAAUCUGGCACGUGCCUGUUGUAUGAUGAAGAUCCAGCUGAGUACAAAGAUGGUAACGACUCUCUCAGAGGCAGCAGCGGGAAUUAUUUCAGAGUUCUUUGUGGAACUCAGGAACGAGAUUCUCUGUUCAACAAUGCCACUCUGGAACGCUUCCGACGGAAGAGAUUGGACGGAUCCCACGAAAACGAGAUCACGUCCUACUCCUUCCAAGAGUGUUUAGAUUACUGUAUGCGUCGUUACGGUCGUGAUUGUCGUUCCGUCGAGUUCAGUUCCCGCUACCAUUCCUGUAGGUUCAGUAGCUACGAACGAGGCUGGGGAGCAUCUAAACCUAAUCUCGUCGACGACGAUUUUUACGAUUACUAUGAAUUCAGAUGGUAUCGCGGCGAUGGAAGGUUUGAUGUUGGUCAAAAGGGAGGAGGAUGGAACGACGGUAGAACAGGAGGAGGCUGGCACCCAAAUCCACCUCCACCACUUCACGAAGACAGAUACAGUGAAAGACAUGGCGGUACUUAUGAAGGAAACUACGGUGGUGGUCAUGACUGGUCGCGUGGUGUAGGCGGUUAUGGUGGGUCACACGGCGGAAGUGGUUAUGGUGGGUCACACGGCGGAAGGGGUUAUGGUGGGUCUCAUGGCGGAAGUGGUUAUGGUGGGUCACACGUCGGAAGUGGUUAUGGUGGGUCACACGGAGGAAGUGGUUAUGGUGGAACUGGUUAUGGUUGGUCGUAUGGCGGUGGGCAUUAUGGUGGGUCACGUAGCGGUGGUGGAAGCUACCCCCCUGGCCCUCCUCCUCCUCUACCACCUCCGAGUCCUAACUCGAUAUAUCCUCCUAGACUCCCUGGUCCACCUAUUCCACCAGGACCAGGAGGACUUGGUUAUCCUACAUGCACGGAUCACGGUGGUGGACCAGGGAGUGAUGUGUUCCAGAGAGUUGGUUUUGGACAAAGAUUACGAAGCUUCUAUAUCCGUCGGGUGGUGCGAGUCGACAGGGUGGAAGACUGUGAGCAUGAGUGCAUCGAAACACGUGACUUCGACUGCAGAUCUUUUAACUUCAGGCCUUUCUCUCCUGAGAACUGCGAACUGAGCGAUACUGAUACUACUAAGGUUCAGCUGAGUAACCCGAGCCAUUUUGACGACAACACUCAGUUCGACUAUUACGAGCGAGACAGUUCGAGAUCAGGUCGUCACUGUCUGGAUGUCAGCCAGUCUUGUUCGCCUGAUGGCAUGGAGUUCUCCCUUCGAACACCAGAUGGCUUCUACGGUCGUAUAUACACGUACGGGUUCUAUGACACCUGCUUCUACGACGGCAAUGGCGGGAAUGUGAACGUGUUACGCAUAAGUCGAGCGAAUGGUUUUCCACGAUGUGGAACCCAACAAUUUGGAGAUGUCAUGACUAAUAUAGUUGUAGUCCAGUUCAACGACUACGUGCAGACAUCACGUGACAAAGUCUACAAUCUCACGUGCUACCUUUCUGGGGGCGGAGAAACGGUAGUGACGUCAAGCUUCCUAGACACGCGAGCAUCUGGACGCCACCCAACCCAAAUCGAGCACCUGCCAGCUCAGAAUAUCCUAACCUCUAGUGUCGUGUUGAGAAUUCUGUAUCGUGGUGUUCCAACAAAUACUAUCGCUGUGGGCGACUUGUUGACUUUUAGGCUGGAAACACGUGGACAAUAUCGGUACGACUUUUUUACUGGUGACAUCUUCGCUACCAACGUCAUCGCCAAAGAUCCGUACUCGGGAAGAGAAGUACACCUACUUGACUCUAGAGGCUGUCCUAUCGACCUUUACGUAUUUCCUGAGUUACAUCGAACACCAGAUGGCGCUCUCGAAGCAGACUUUUAUGCGUUUAAAAUCCCCGACUCCACUUUAUUGGUAUUUCAGGCAACAGUUCGUACCUGUCGUGGACCAUGUGAACCAGUCAUAUGUAGUGACCCCGGUAGACCAGGUACUUUUCCCUCCUGGGGACGCCGAAAGAGGGCAGCAUCAAAUGGGACAGCACCCGCGGAACCUGCUGCCCCACCCAUCCACUUGACACAGACAAACACGACAACAGUUCCAGCUAAUAAUACAGGGGAAGAAGAGAAAGAGGAUGUACACGAGCUCUUGAACGUCUACUUAUCGCGAUCUGAUAUACCAUCCGAAGGUCCAACAGCAA